AUGGACAUCAAGGACUUCCUGCGGCCGCUGCGUAUGGACGUGGCUACUGUCCAACAACUGUCGCACGAGUUUUACCAAAACUUUGAAUAUCUCGCCGCUGAAUCCCUGGACCAUGGUGGUACUAAUCUCAGAGUUGGCUUUAUCGAACUUCUGGGCAACGACAAGAACGUUGUUCUCCAUGACACCGGCAGCCCGAAUGGGGUGAACGGCAAAGUCGGCGGCCAACAGGACAGCCACGUCGAGUCGCCGAGACUCCGCAGAGUUUUGGAAAAAUCAUGGCCCAUUCUUGAGCACCUCAAGAACGAAAAGGCCGACGCGCUUUUCCAAUGGAUAGGCGUCCGCAUCGCAGAAGUAGUACGUGCAGGAUGCGAGCAUUAUGGCCUCCCUCACGACGAAGCUCUGCCUCUAGGAGUUACUUUCAGCUUCCCCAUGGUCCAACAAACUCUUUCAGAAGCGAGACUCAUGUCCAUGGGGAAAGGCUUCCAGAUCAAUUCGGAGCUUGACCUCGGUACUCGUUUGUCUGUGGGCUACGCUCAAGUGACUAAAGGCUUGAACUUGCCACCAAUCAAGAUCGUAGCUAUUGCCAAUGAUUCGGUUGCUACCUUGGUUUCUUUUAUUUACCAGGCUCAAGAAAGUGCUAGGCGAAAAGCAUCGAUGGGCUUGAUCUGCGGCACUGGAUGCAAUGCGACAAUACCUUUACGCAAGGAUACACUACAUCCUGGAAAAGUACCAGCAAAGGUUGGAGUAAGAUCUGGCGACGACAACGAGUACGUCAAGGUGGCCGUCAACACGGAAUGGACUAUCAACGGCACGGCACCCGCUUUAUAUAAGUUCGGCCUCGUGAGUACCUGGGAUAAGAGGCUCGACGCCGAAGGCGACAAGCCAGGUUUCCAGCCUUUGGAAUACAUGACAUCGGGCAGAUAUCUCGGAGAACUUGCUCGACUAGUACUUCUGGAUUACCUACACAGCCAGCAUGGCCAUGAUCUAGAAGCCCUUCCGGCGCGGUUACUACAGCGGUUUAGUUUAACAACUACGUUUUUAAGCCACUUCAAGCCUCUUCACGCAGUGAACCUCCUGCAAAAGCUCCAAGCAGAAUUUCCCGCACCAACAGCCGGUUUUCAGUGGACGGAGGACAUCGCACUGGCUCUGUACCAUAUUGCGAAAGCUAUCGAGGUCCGGGGAGCAGGUAUCAUCGCUGCUGCAACCAUGGGUCUUCUUGCCUGUGCUGGGGAUUUGCCUCUCAAGCGACCCCUUGAGGACACAACAAAUGUGUCGAAGCAAGAGCCCGAGCGCGGCGCCCCGGUUGAACUUGUAGUCGGUUACACUGGAGGAUGCAUUGUCCACUUCCAGGACUACUUGGUAGAUUGUCAGGAAUUUCUGGACCAGGCGGUCAAGGCAGAAUUUGGGGCUUCAUCUCCUGUGCGAGUUGUGUUGGAUGCCUGCCAUGAUAGCGGCAUCACGGGCGCGGGCGUCUUGGCCGGUUCUGCACUGGCGAGGACCAUGGGUGGCCAGUCGGGGACAAGUCAUUCGGGCAAGCAUGGCGCCGACGCUGCACACGAGCGUACGGCUCUGCUUGGUGCACAACCACAACGACAUGCAGGUCGUCAAAGUCGGUCGCUGAGCAGGUCGCCCGGCGGCUACCACUAUGAUACGGAAGAAGAUGAGCUCGACGAACGCGAGUCGGAGCUGCUGCUCGCACGCACGGCGUCCAUAUCCAGUGCCGGCCUGGCCCCGGAGACUCCCGAGGGUGCGAUGUUCCAGCAUCGCCAGCGCAGGAUGAGCACCACAGCGCCGGAAUCUCCCCUGUCGGAGGAGAGCGUAGACAUAGACUACGACGCCGAGGCCGCGGAAGCUUCAGGAGCAGCAGCAACACCGCUGCUCAGAGGCAAGCUCCAGAGCGAGUACCUGAUCAGCACCGACUACCGGCGCUUCGUGGUCAUCUUCCUGAGCAUCAUGCUGGGCAACUUCGUCGCCAUCUUCGACGGCACUAUCAUGGCCUCCUCCCACCCCGUCAUCACCUCGUACUUCCACUCCUCCAACAGCGCGUCGUGGCUGUCCACAGCGUUCCUACUCACCAGCACCGCCUUCCAGCCCCUGCUGGGCCGCCUGAGCGACUCCUUUGGUAGGAAGCCGCUCUAUGUCGCCACCAUGGCCAUCUUUGCCGCCGCCACGGCGUGGUGCGGCCUCGCGGAUAGUAUGGAGACUUUCAUUCUGGCCCGGGCUGUUUGUGGCCUUGGCGCUGGUGGUAUGAUGGCGCUGGGGACUAUUAUCAUUAGUGAUUUAGUACCCAUUGAACGCCGGGGAACAUAUCAAAGUUACGUCAACGUUGUCUAUGGGCUCGGUUCCGCCGCCGGAGCGGCACUUGGCGGCCUCAUGGCCGAUACGCUGGGAUGGAGAUGGGAGUUCGGAGUGCAAGUCCCGGCAAUUAUAUUGUGCCUCGUUGCCGCGAUCGCCUUGAUACCAGCAGAUAUCGGUCUGCUGGGAAAGAGAGAUACGUUCAUGGAAGCGAUGCGGGCCUUUGACUUCAAGGGAUCCAUCCUCCUAACCACAUCUACGACAUUUCUUAUCUUGGGCCUGAAUCUCGGCGGAAACAUUCUCCCAUGGUCGCAUCCUUUCGUCAUCGCGUCUCUGAUCAUCUUCAUCAUCUGCUUCCCAGCCUGUCUCUGGGCCGAAUCGAGGGCCAAGCUCCCAAUCAUGCCACUGGACCUUCUACGCAGCGCGCCGCGGGCCAACAUGAUCUUCUCCAACUUCCUCGGAUCGUUCCUGCUCAACGCCAUCCUCUUCAACGUACCACUCUACUUCCAAGCCGUACUACUCACGAGCGCAACCGAGUCCGGCGUCCGGCUCAUCGUGCCCCAGCUGACGGCGGCGGCCGUGGGGACGCUGACGGGGGUGCUGAUAACCUGGACGCGGCGGCUCAAGUGGCCGCUGGUCAUGGGCACGGGCAUGACGCUGCUGGGGACGGUGGUACUGAGCCUGAUGCGACGGGGUUGGCCGGCGUGGGCGUACCUGGCGUGCCUGGUGCCGGGGGCGCUGGGGCAGGGGUUCCACUUCCCGGGGACGUUCCUGGCGGUGCUGGGGGUGAGUGGGCAGAGGGAGCAGGCGGUGGUGUCGAGCACGCUGGUGCUGUGGCGGGCGCUGGGCUCGGUGCUGGGCGUCGCCUGCUCCAGCCUGAUCCUGCAGAACUCGCUGCUGGUGUUCCUGGACCGCCACAUCACCGGCGAGGCCGCCUGGAAGGCCGAGGUCAUCGCGCGGGUCCGCGAGAGCGUCGAGGAGGUCGCCAGGCUCGAGGGCGACGUCCUCGAGCAGGUCGUGCGCAGCUACGAGGCCGCCAUCCGGGCCACGUUCUUGUGUUGUGUGGGGUUGGCGCUGCUAAGUGUGGUUCUAAUCUUGCCGAUUCGGAUGCCGAGGCUGGGCGCGAGGAAAUAG
Truncatella angustata is the source of this 3429-nucleotide messenger RNA. Its product is annotated as major facilitator superfamily domain-containing protein. The record is from RefSeq and is a predicted model, not a curated record. Gene Ontology annotation, biological process: intracellular glucose homeostasis; basic amino acid transport; transmembrane transport. Lineage: Eukaryota; Fungi; Ascomycota; Sordariomycetes; Amphisphaeriales; Sporocadaceae. Bases 1 to 3429 code for a protein of 1142 amino acids. Gene Ontology annotation, cellular component: fungal-type vacuole membrane. The transcript is spliced from 6 exons. Gene Ontology annotation, molecular function: D-glucose binding; hexokinase activity; basic amino acid transmembrane transporter activity.